This is a messenger RNA of Scylla paramamosain (green mud crab), 1723 nucleotides long. RefSeq lists its product as uncharacterized. Bases 364 to 1293 code for a protein of 309 amino acids. Lineage: Eukaryota; Metazoa; Arthropoda; Malacostraca; Decapoda; Portunidae. The transcript is spliced from 6 exons. The record is from RefSeq and is a predicted model, not a curated record.
AACGUGGGUGGCUACGAGUUUCUGUCGAAGGAGACUGAUGAAGCAAAAAAGAAAAAGAAAAAGAAAUAAACACAAGAUUGAAGUAUACGAAAAGCUUCAUAUACACACAAUGAUAAGCACCACUUUUGAACAUUUAUAUCAGUGAACCAGCGGGUGAGGGUCGUGUGUCGGACUGGUGCAAGGAAUGGGUAGGAACGAGAGUGUGGGGGAGACAAAGUCCUCAUGCUGGGAGGCUUACACAGAGGGGGAGAGGAAGCGCAUCAUUCCCGCAGUCACAAUUGGCCGCGGAAGUGCUACAUCCCACCAUUAACUCAGUGACGCACGAAAGCAUCAGGCAGUGGACGCCCGGCGAGCCAUCCAGCGAUGGUAACCAAGAACAGUGAGGAGGAGGGCGGCAGGCAGGGCCGUGCCGGGGGUCAGGUUGUCCCCAGUUUGGUUAGCCUCACCCUGGCCAAGGUCCAGCGCAUGCUCACCUCCGCUGUCAAAAGCAGCACGUGGCCCAAAAACAAACAGACACUCACGCACGCCGUCGAUACUCACAUCCCUCACCACCUCAGACAAGAAUUGCAGAACAAAGUCCUGCAGGACUGGCGUCUCUACGACACCAUCUCUCUGCGGCUCCUAGAGUUGAUACUCUCCCCGGCCACCUCCUCCCUGAGGCUGGCGCACGUCAGGGUCUUCUUCCGCGAUGCCUUUCUCGGCCUCCUUCACCGCCUCACUGGCCUCCAGGAGCUGACCUUAAAGGACUCGGUUUGGACGCUGAGCAGACCACAGGUGAGCGUGAUGUCCGAUGCCAUGAGCAAGAUGAUGAACUUGAGGGUCCUUGUCCUCCACUACUGCGGCCACAACCUCCUGCUGGCUGCCGCCGCCUCCCACUGCCCCCACCUACAGGUGGUCAGCGUGCGAGGAUCACGUACGGUGGAUGACUCAGGGGUGUGGAGCCUGGUGACCGCGCCCCCAAGCUGCCCCGCCCCUGCACACCGUGCCCGGAAGAAGAGCAGCAUCAUCGCCAGCUGGUACAGUGUUGUCAAGUCCCUCACCUCCGUGACAGCCGCCAUGGAGGUAUGUGGCAAACAGCAGAAGGACGUGAGUUCAGACGAGGAGUCUCCAAACCUGCCCGUGUCCCCAGAUAAAACCCGCAGCAGAACAACGAGUUUCCCUCUGAGUCCCUGUUGCGCCUCCCUUACCUUCGUCGACAUCAGGUGCACCAGCGUCACCUCCGCGGGCGUGUACCUCCUGACCCAGGCACUCCAGCCCCACGCCCACCUGGCCUAUGAUACCUAUCACGACUGACGAAGGGCAAACGUAGAUCAUAAGUUGUUUGUUGUUGUUGUUGUUUUUUAUACUUGCAAACAUGUCCGUUCUUAUCGUCGCUCGUGUGUGUGUGUGCGUGUGUGUGUGUGUGUGUGUGUGUGUGUGUGUGUGUGUGAGUCAUACGUUUAGGUAACUCAAUGCUUUGUUCUCCGUCAGUUUCCAACCUCUGCUAUGAAAAAACAUUCCCAUAUCCUUGUCCAGUGCCAUACUUCCACCAUUUCCUCAUUAUAUCCUUCCCCUUUCCCCCAUCAUGCACUUUGCCCCAUCACGACACGCCCAUGACACACCGCCAUUCCACAGCAGAGGUAAUCACAUCGUUACUUCUUUCACGUCUCGUUCCGUUGUAUAGAUAACACAUUGUGAAAAAAAAUUGAGUCUAAUCUUAAUGGCAAUAAAGUUAAUUCUCAAC